AUGAACAAUGAAUCACCUAUUAGAUCAAAAAGUAUUGAAAUCAAUCUCACAAAGAUGCUUGAUAGAAUGAAAAAUAAUUCAUUUAAUAUGUAGAAAGUAAGUGUUGGUGAUUUAAUCAAUAAAAGUCAAACUCAUGUAAUUGCUAAACCAAUUAGAUAAUCAAUGACUCCUACACCUGAAGAAAAAGAGAAUAAAGAACUUACAUUUAAACCAUAAAUUAAUGUACUAUUAUAUUCUUAUAUAAGAAAUAUCCAAAUUAUUUGAAACAAACAUCAUUUUUAGAGAGAAAUGAAUAAUGGCAAAAAAAUAAAUUGUAAAAAUAAUAAGAAACAAGCAAAGCAUAUUUAGAAGAAAAAGAAAAGAUUAUAAAUCAAGAAUGUUCUUUUAAACCAAAAAUCACUCCUCAUUAAUCUGCAAGGCUACCAAGACAAUAGAAAUAAUAUACUUAACCAAGCACAAAUAUCAUCAAAUAAUAAACAGUAAUACCAAAUAUAACAAUGCAAGCUAUAUAAUAUGAAUUAAGGAAAUAGUUGCAUGGUCUAGAAUUAUGA
Molecule: messenger RNA, 551 nt
Organism: Paramecium primaurelia
Lineage: Eukaryota; Ciliophora; Oligohymenophorea; Peniculida; Parameciidae
Source: the annotation of a GenBank genome assembly